UAUAUAGACAGCAUAACUCUUAUUCUUAGUGCCAGGUAGCUGACUGAUUUGAGUCUUUAAUAUGUCUACAUUUGCAGAGAGCUCUUUAGAAUCUGCUGAAACUCCUGCUUCUAAUCCUCCUCCUCCUCCUAACCCACGUCCUAAAACCCGUCCACUACCAAACCCACGUCCUAACCCACCUCCACGUCGGUUUCAACUACCUCCUUUAGAACCUUCACCUCAAGUUUUUCCAAAUCCUCCUUCUCAAGUUCUUCCAAAUCCUUCUCCUCCUUCUCCUGUUCAUCGUCCUCCUUCUCCAUUAGUACUGCCUAAAGCUUCAGCUGCACCUCCUUUUUUUGAAACAGCAGUUGAUCCCCUUUCAACAAAAGUUGAUGAAACUCAGCCACUACCACCCCCUGCUCAUAUAAUCCCACCUGGUGCAGCUGGUGGUGGAGCCACUUUUAUUCCACUCUCCUCUUUGCCGCAGUUUCCAGUGCCACCUCUUCUAGGUGAAGGGAAAGCAGGAGGAGACACUAAUAGAGGAAGAGAAGGCCCUGAUGUUGAAGUUAAUGAAGAUAUCUUUAAUUUCAGACCACAACUGGAUUUUGAAGAAUUUAUCAAGGAGCAUGAUGGAACCCGCACAAACAAGUACAUACGCUCAAUGAAUAAAUAUGCCUACACCUGCUGCAAGAUAUGCUGCUAUAACUACCUAGUGAUCAUCUUGGGUAUACCAGCUACGGUGGUCUGGGCGUUCAUCCUUGGCUCAGUCUCUUUUAUUGCGAAUUGGAUAUACAUUCCAAUGCUAAAGGUUGUCACUUGGUUUUUGAAUAUCACCUUUCCUGUAUGCAAGCCUCUAAUGGAGUGCCUGGCAGCUAUUGUUCCUCUCAUACAAGGAAUAACAGCUGCUGCAUCAAAACGUUAAAACUUUUAAAUUUUUUUGAGUGUAAAUGUAUUCCUAUCCUCAAUGUAGUUUGACUUGCAAGUUUUUAUAACUUUUAAUAAUGUUCUAGUUAGUUACUUUUAA
Messenger RNA from Amphimedon queenslandica, 1003 nucleotides. Its product is annotated as formin-like protein 14. Gene Ontology annotation, molecular function: molecular adaptor activity. The transcript has 2 exons. Gene Ontology annotation, biological process: caveola assembly. Gene Ontology annotation, cellular component: caveola. NCBI's taxonomy places the organism in Eukaryota, Metazoa, Porifera, Demospongiae, Haplosclerida, Niphatidae. Bases 62 to 901 code for a protein of 279 amino acids. The record is from RefSeq and is a predicted model, not a curated record.